Molecule: messenger RNA, 2092 nt
Organism: Xyrauchen texanus (razorback sucker)
Lineage: Eukaryota; Metazoa; Chordata; Actinopteri; Cypriniformes; Catostomidae
Gene: mpv17l
Product: MPV17 mitochondrial membrane protein like
Exons: 4
Coding region: 591-1181 (196 amino acids)
Cellular component (GO): cytoplasm; membrane
Source: RefSeq, a predicted model, not a curated record
AAAAGGGAAAAUAGCUACCCAGCCUGCCCGGGUGCAUUCCAAAGAUGGCCGCCGAGUGGACUGACUUGUUAAAUAUAUGAAGAUCAUGUAGAAGCGCGCCGCCAACGCGCAGGAGCGCGCGGGCAGAUUAAUGUAGGAUUUAAGCACUUGACUAAGUAACGGGAAACUGCUGAUGACUGGAUGAACGCGGAGAGGGACGUUUUAAUUGAAUUGGUAAAUUGAUUAAUCAAACGUAUUUUUUAUUUUUUUGGGGGCUUGAUGUGCCUAUAAAUGUUAAAGAAAAUUGACUGAACCUAGUCUCCGUUUUAAUUGGCGUUGCUUUUUAUAAUCUUAUACUGUUUCUGAAGGAAGUUCACCAAGAAUCACAAUUAGCUGUCAAACUAUUAAUCGGUAAUUUAUUGCAACGCCUUUUUAACAUAUAAAGCUUAACUGACGAGCAGAUGGCUUAAUUCAAUUGUUCAUUGGUGUGUUGGACUUGUAGGCUACUGAGCAAUAGGUCAUAUUUAAUGCCCAUUUGUCAAUAUCAGGUCUGUUGUAUCGACAGCAUUUCCAAUGCUUAAGAAGUAAACAAAUUUGUCGUUUUGUUAAUCAUGAGAAAAACUUUUUUUAAACGAGCUAAGGUAUUCCCUUGGUUAGCCAAUGUCACGUUAUACGGAUGCUUGUUCGCGGGUGGGGAUUUCGUCCAUCAGUGUCUCGCGCAGAGAGAUGAGAUUGACUGGAAGCACACGAGAAAUGUGGCGAUUGUGGCCCUCAGUUUCCAAGGUAACUUCAAUUACUUCUGGUUACGGACCUUGGAACGUCGUUUCCCGGGAAGAUCGGCCGGUAUGAUUUUCCGCAAACUGAUUUUGGACCAAACAUUCGCAUCACCUUUGGCCACCAGUGUCUUCUACACAGGUGUGAGUUUCCUUGAGGGAAAAGAGGACAUAUUUGCAGACUGGCGAGAAAAGUUUUUUAAUACAUAUAAGACUGGACUAAUGUACUGGCCAUUCAUGCAGUUUCUCAAUUUUGUUCUGAUGCCUCUUUACCUAAGGACAGCAUUCAUGGGCUGUUCAGCAUUUAUCUGGGCAACAUUCUUAUGUUUCUCACGGCAGAGUGGGGAUGGCACAGCAGCAGUGGCCUUGGCUUGGGUCAUGGGCCCCAAAAAAGGGCUUCUACCUUGCAGUAAAGACGAGGAGAAAUAGCAAUACAGUGGCACACAUGAAGAACUUUGUGCCUUUGUGGAUGGACUGUUCUGUACCACACACUGUAUUAGGGCUGUUUUUUGUUUAUAAAUCUUAUCACUUACAGUCUUAAGAGUUCUAUGAAAAGUCUGUUAACAUGUUGAUACCUUUUAUUUAUAUUUAUGCUGAAAAAUAAUAUUCCUUUGCUUAUAUUACAUGAGGUUGCCAUUCAACACAAAUACCUUAUUUAUUGUAAAAUUACUGUGUUACUAUCUCAGAUGGACAUGCUGUGUAGUAUUAUAUGGAAAAAAAAAUAUGUUCUGAGAGUUCAUUUUGGAGGCAGUCUUAGCUGGUAAAAAUGUUGUUACUGGUAUUCAUUGUGAGAUUAGUUUAAUAUUUUUUUUAACUGAAAUCAGGACCCAUUCACUCAUAAGGUUUACAUAGCAUUUACAUUUCCUUAUUCAAAAGCUUUACACCUUGUUAAACUUAAAAACAAAAUGUAAUCAUAAUUAUGUAUUGCUUUACACAAUUUACAAAAUGUAGAUUUUUCAGGGUUAAUAGUUUGGAUAAACCAGAGGUUAUAUUGUUUGGGUUGGAUAGUUUCAUGUUAUGCUGUUCUUAAGAAAGUAAUAUGUUUAACUUGUAGAACUGUCAUAUAAAACAGAUCAACAUAGAUCAAAAGAGAUAUUGAGGAUGGUGCUCGGUAACAUGGAUAAAAGCUUGUCCUGUGCUGAUGGUCUACAUGGAUUAAGCAGGAUCACACUUGCUAAUCUUAGAACAGCAAAAAUGUUUGGCGUGCACUUGCAUUUUACCUCUGACAACAGGGAAGAAAAAUCCUCUCUUAGUUUUUGUCAACGUUUAUGUCAUGAUUUUGGAAUAAUAGUUUGAGAAAUGCCUUUUUAUUUAGCAUGUGAUUUUAAGACAAAUUAAGA